Molecule: messenger RNA, 1344 nt
Organism: Eimeria tenella
Lineage: Eukaryota; Apicomplexa; Conoidasida; Eucoccidiorida; Eimeriidae
Exons: 1
Coding region: 1-1344 (447 amino acids)
Source: RefSeq, a predicted model, not a curated record
AUGGGGCGCCCCUCUAGCUGCUCCCUUGCCCUUGAUGAUGGGGUGGAGGAGGGGGGCCCCCUUGGGGGCCCCCCUCUGGGGGCCCCUCUGGGGGCCCCCAUGGGGGCCCCCAUGGGAGCCCCCAUGGGGAGGCCCCUGGGAGACCCCCUAGAGACCCCUCUGGGGGGCCCCCAUGGGGGGCCCCUGGGGGGCCCCCUGGGGGCCCCAUCGCCUAUAAAGAGAGAUAUUGAGGCCCCUUGCGGGUCUCCAAAGUGUAGCAGAGAAGUUCAAGAUGAUGCUUGUGUCUUGAAUGUCCCAGCAGCAGCAGCAGCAGCAGCAGCAGCAAGUCCCGUUGCUGCUGCGGCUGUAGGCAGUGCAGCAGAAGCAACGGCGGCAGCAGCAGCAGCAGCAGCGCAAGUAUCGGAUACUCCCUUGGGAUACCCAGAGCAGCAAAAGCCGCCUGCUGCUGCUGCUGCAGGGGGGCCCCAAGCUUUUGCUGCUGCUGACGAAGGGGCAGCAAAAAAGGCUGGCAAAGAGGGGCCCUCACGUCACAAACGGAGCAGCGCCACCUCUGACUGCAGCAGCAGCAGCAGCAGCAGCAGCAGUGGGACCAGCAGCAGCAGCACCAACAGCAGCAGCAGCAGCAGCAGCAGUGGCAGCAGCAGCAGGAGGCACAGGGGGGACACAGCAGCAACAGCAGGCCGCCCCUGGUGUCGGUACACCUGGACUUUCGCGCAGCACUUCAAAGACCCGCAGCUGCUGCUGCUGCACUCUGCUGCUGUUGCUGCUGCUACGAGGAGGUGGCGGGCGCUUCAAGGAGCAGCAGCAAGCCAGCAGCAGCAGCAGCAGGACCCGGAGGAGCAGCAGCAGCAGCAGCAGCACGAGCAGCAGCAGCAGCAGCAGCAGAUAAGGGUGCCCCUCCGCGUUGUUCGCGACACUGCUGUGUACGUACACCCCAGCGCUGAGGGGCCCCCUGUGGGGCCCCACAACCCUAAUGUCUUUUAUGCUUUAGAUUACCCAGGGGGGCCCCCUGGGGGCCCCCAGGGGCCCCAGAAGGGGCUCCGGGGGCCCCCCGAAGCAGAAGGGGUAGCAGCAGUGCAGCAGCCCGUGCUGCUGCUGCAUUCUGCUGCUCUUGGCUUCACGGAGGAAACGUCUGAGCUCUGUGAGCAGCAACAAACGAACAGCAGCAGCAGCAGCGACAGCAGCAGCAGCAGCAGCAGAAGCAGCGUAAACAAUUUUAAAUGGCAGCCAGGGGGCCCCCUAGAGAAGGGCAGGCCAAGGGCCUCGUCAGGGGGAGAAACCUUGCUGCUGUUGCUGCUGCUGCUGUUGCUGCUAGUGUUGCUGCUGCUGCUGCUGUUGUUCUGA